Messenger RNA from Penaeus chinensis, 2167 nucleotides. Its product is annotated as annexin B10-like. The coding region runs from base 142 to 1131 and encodes 329 amino acids. Gene Ontology annotation, cellular component: cytoplasm. Gene Ontology annotation, molecular function: calcium-dependent phospholipid binding; calcium ion binding. Lineage: Eukaryota; Metazoa; Arthropoda; Malacostraca; Decapoda; Penaeidae. The transcript is spliced from 8 exons. The record is from RefSeq and is a predicted model, not a curated record.
GACCGCCACACUAAUAAUAAAAAAAAGAGACACGUUUCCGGAAAAAAACCUCCCCGUAAAUGCAAGCUUGGCAACUCGGGACCCAAAAGACUCGAGAAAUAAACGCAGAGAAAGUCACACGAGCGAGAGACACCGAGGAGGAUGGACUACACCGAGAUUCCCACUGUAUCGGCUGCAGGGCACUUUGACCCUAGCAGUGAUGCUGCCGCUCUGAGGAAGGCCAUGAAGGGCUUUGGGACUGAUGAGGCUGCCAUCAUUGCAGUCCUGUCCCGCAGGACCUCCGACCAGCGCCAGCAGAUCAUGCUGAAGUACCAGCAGUCCUAUGGCAGGGAGGCAGAAGACGGUACAAAGAAACCGCUCACUGGGGACUUGGUGAAGGACCUUAAGAGCGAGCUUAGUGGCAAAUUUGAAGACGUCAUUCUUGCCUUGAUGACCCCUCUGCCGCUCUUCCUUGCCAAGGAGAUCAAUCACGCCAUUGCUGGGGUCGGAACCAAUGAGAGAACCCUAGUAGAGAUCCUGUGCACUAGGGACAAUGCCUCACUUAUGAUGAUCAAGAAUGCCUACUAUCAGCAUUACCGCAAGAAGCUCGAGUCAGAACUUCACGGCGACACCUCGGGAGAUUUCCGCUGUCUCCUCAUCUCAAUGUGCGCAUGUGCCAGGGAUGAGGGGAACUGUGAUCCAGCCCUGGCAAACAGCUUAGCCCAGCAGCUGUACAAGGCAGGUGAAGGCAAGAUUGGAACAGAUGAAUCCGAAUUCAACCGCAUCCUGUCAGCCUACUCGUAUCCUCUCCUGCGCUGUGUGUUUGAAGAAUACAAGAAGAUUAAGGGGAAGACCUUUGGCGAUGCCAUUGACUCCGAGCUGUCUGGCGACCUGAAGCUUGGCAUGAAGACCGUCUAUCAAUGCAUUGAGAACCGAGCAGCCUUCUUUGCCAAGGAGCUGCAUAAUUCCAUGGCCGGGGCAGGCACCAACGACAGGGCUCUUAUCCGCCUGGUGGUGUCCCGCUGCGAGAUCGACAUGGGCAACAUCAAGCAGGAAUACCAAAAGCUGUACAAAAAGCCCUUGGAGAAGGACAUCAAGGACGACACCUCGGGCGACUACAAGAGAGUACUCCUUGCGCUUGUUGAAGGCUAAGGCUCAGUGCUUUCUCUCCCACUCAACUACUUUUGCCUUCCCUGUAAGAUCCGAGAUUCUAAUGAGGUGCAAUCUGUUCUAGGACGAUGUUGGCGGGGACUACAAGAAGCUCCUUAUUGGGUUGGUUGAUGGCUAGACCUCUCUGUUGCAUACCAGAGCUCUGGCUUGCCAUCUCCACACACAGACAUUGGAGGAAAUUCUUACCUAUUAGUGUUUAAAGGAUUCAAGAGUGCUAGUAGUAUAGCCGUAUUUUGUAAGGAUUUUUUCCUCUACUUUUUUUUUUUUUUUUUCUUUUUGUCUCCUUUUAUAAAAAAAAGUUGAACAGUUUGUGGGUACAAAGUGUGCUCUUUUUUUUUUUUUCUUUUUCUUUUCCUCCUUUGUCAGUAAUUCCAGCAGACUUUCGGAUUGGUGAAGCUGCUCUUUAUGUUUAUCUCUUUACGUUAGAAAAUGCCAAGUCGAGAUUGAGAUUGAAAUGUUAAAAUAUUAAUAUAUCAACAGUCCAACCGGGAAUGUGUAAUCGAGUUGUUGAGAAGAAGGAAGAAAGUAGUCUGUUUGUUGUUUUAAAGAGAACACAAUUUUUAUCAGAGUCAUUUUGUGCAAGAUUCUUAUAAGCAAGAAAUUUUUGAUUUUUUAACUCCUCUAUCUUCGCAUGGAACAAAGCCAGUUAUUGUAUUUUGAGUAAUGAAUAUGUCAGAGAAUGUUCUUUUUUAUAUGCAGAUUUCUAUUUUAGAUUGUCUGUAUGCUGAUGCAUUGUCUAUGUCUGUAAUAGAUAUAUAUCGUGUGAUAUUGAUAUUACAGUAUUUUACAAGUAUUAAUACAUCCAAAAAAGGUAAUUCAUUCUAAGUGUUGUCAAAUUUUCAUGAGUGUAUUUUUGAGAUUUAGGUCAUUGUCCAGAAAUAUCUUUGGGUAUAUGUUUAAAUUACAUUGGUGUAUAUGUUAAAAAGAAAUUGUUUUAUUUGUACUUACUUCUGAGUACUUACUAUUCUAUAAAGUGUAUCUUAUUAAUUAUCAAAAAUAAAGGAUGUGACUAAUCUGG